Messenger RNA from Odontomachus brunneus, 9092 nucleotides. It is a transcript of the gene FucTA, whose product is annotated as glycoprotein 3-alpha-L-fucosyltransferase A. The coding region runs from base 1385 to 2833 and encodes 482 amino acids. Lineage: Eukaryota; Metazoa; Arthropoda; Insecta; Hymenoptera; Formicidae. The transcript has 9 exons. Gene Ontology annotation, cellular component: membrane. Gene Ontology annotation, molecular function: alpha-(1->3)-fucosyltransferase activity. The record is from RefSeq and is a predicted model, not a curated record.
CGCAUAGCUCGUGUGGCGAGCUAUCAUUAUCGUUUUUCGUCGUUAUUACAUCGCCGAGCGAGUCCAAGGUCCUAAUUUCGACACAGUCAACGGGACCGUGGUUGCACGAUAGCGUGCACGGUAAAAAAAAAACAUUUUACAUUUACGUUGAAACCGAUCCGUGUGAAAACUGUUGCAUUAAAUUUUUGACAUAAUUCUUGUGUUAAUUUUACAUAUUGCCGUCGUGUUUUAUUUUUUGACUAUUCCGCGUUCAGUUUAUAUUCACAAUUUCCAAGUGUUUAAAAUAACACAAUGGUGUUCGAGUGUUACGCUUCGCUUGUAAAUUUCCGAUAUAUUGUUUGUGUUAUUUGUUUUCCUUGUUUUUUAAAUUAAUACAAAAAUUGAAGCGGAUAAAUUGGGACACGUGAAAUUGAGACACGUGUUGAAUUUGACACAAAACUUUUUAUAGUGUGCGACCAUUUUCCCAAUCGCUCAAGCGUGCGACGCACGGAACAGCAUAAGCAACAUCUGAUCAACGUGACUGGGCAUUAUAUUGUACAUGUUCGUGAACAACGAAUAAUAACAAAUGUGUUUUACUGCGACAAAAGUUACAAGGUGCAAAUUUUUAUAUAAUUUUGAGCAUUUCAAUUUAAGCGGGUAAACUCCUUAUUAAGCACAAAGAUUGUCAAGGAAACAGUGUGCGCGCGCGCGUGUGUGUAUGUGUAUGUGUGUGUGUGUGCAUGUGAGAAACAUGCAACAUUUAAAGAGGCAUUACUUGACUUGCGAGUAUUGAAUGCGACAUCGACCGGUUUGAACUCAAGGAGGCUGUGAAAACCUGUGGCGGGAACACGCGGAACACGAUUGUUUAUAAACAAUAUAAAACAGCUAAAGCAGCAUCGAUAACAGUUUAUCAGAGGCAAUUCGUGAACAAAUCGAAAUUCUACACGAUUCUGUCAACAGGAGAAAACAGGAGAGAGGCGAGUGAUAAGGUGGAAGUGUAACGAGCUUGCUGGCCCACCGAUGGACAGUGAUAUUCGAACGGUCCGUCUGUGCGCAGCUUUGCGGCAAUGUUAGCGCGAGUGAGCAGAUUUAACACGAGUGUGUGAAUGGGAGAUAAGUGGAAAAAAGACGCGAAAGAUGUGCGUGGAAGACUAUCUUGGAAAGACGUCGUUUUACCUAGUGAUUUAUAUAUUUCAUUUUUCUCCGCACGUUGUGCUGAAAAAUAAAUUAUACACACAGAAAAAUACGUAGUGCAUUCGAGCGAAUGUUACUUGCUUCAAAUAUCUCAUGAGUUUACAAAUCCGCAAACUAUGAGUUCAUCAUAUAUCGUAGCCGAAUGUCGCGGCGGCGGACCGUAGUGGCGCAUGGCUAGAUAAAAGUUUCGCCCAGCAGGAACCCGGGCGGCAUGGGUCUGCCGCGUUUCUCCCUGAAGAGAUACUUUUUCUACGUGCUAUGUCUGACGGGCACGCUGCUGGUUCUUCUGAACCUACUGCAGGACGAGAUAUGGCACAGCAUGCGACCACAUCCCAGCCAGCCGCAGUCCGCGCGAACUGUCGGCGAUGGGCCGAAGAUGAAACCCGAUUGGCCUUUGAAAUCGAAGAAGCCGACCAUGCGAGUAUUACGCACUCGGGAACGAGUGAAGAACAGACUUCCGUCCGAGGUACUGAAUAUCAAUGGAACCGCCAACUUGGGCGAGAACGCGAUAGACUCUCUGGACCCGUCACGAAGGCCUUGGUACAUGAAAGGAGGCUCCAGGAGACCUUAUCCGGCGAUAAGAGCCCGCAGCACCGGCCGAAGGCUGGCUCAGCUGUGGCCGGAGGAGAACGCUUACGAUGAUCGCGUGACGAAUCAGCUGAUGUUCGUGCCACCCGAUUACAAUAGAACGAGCGGUGAGCACCCUCUGAAGAAGAUAAUGGUUCCUCACGGUAUGUUCGAGGCCAAAGCCGGUCCUGACAUUUUCUUCCAGCUACGCUGCCCGGUGAAUACCUGCACGAUCGUCCGCGACAAUCCGGACGAGGCCGAUCUCAUUCUAUUUAAGGAUUACAUCACGCACGUGGGACGGCGACCGCACAAUCAAGUGUGGAUGCUGUAUUUUUUAGAAUGCCCUUAUCACACGCAGAGUGUGAAGAACGCCCUUAUCAAUUGGACGGCCACAUAUCGACGUGACAGCGACGUAGUGGCACCCUACGAGAGGUGGCAAUAUUACGAUCCCAGCGUCACGCAGAUCUCGCAAACAUUUAAUUACGCAGCCAACAAGACGAAAAAGGUCGCCUGGUUCGUCUCCAACUGCCAUCCCCGAAAUCAGCGCAUGCAUUACGCCAGGGAGCUCUCCAAGUACAUCCAGGUGGACAUCUACGGGGCGUGCGGCAGUCUACGCUGCCCGCGCUCGCAGUCGCAGACCUGCUUCGACAUGCUCGACGAGGACUACAAGUUCUACCUCGCGUUCGAGAACUCCAACUGCAGGGACUACAUCACGGAGAAGUUCUUCGUCAACGGACUCGGACACAACGUUUUGCCGAUCGUGAUGGGCGCCCACCCGACGGACUACGCGCACAGCGCGCCGUAUCGCUCCUACAUCCACGUGGACGAGUUCGAGUCGCCGAAGGAGCUGGCAGAGUACCUGCACCGGCUGGACCGCGACGACGAGCUGUACAACUCGUACUUCCGCUGGAAGGGCACCGGCGAGUUCAUCAACACGUAUUUCUGGUGUCGGGUGUGCGCGAUGCUGCACGACGACCGUCCGCCUAAGUACUAUAGGGACGUGAACGAGUGGUGGCGAGGCGAGGGCGUAUGCACGACCAGCUCGUGGCGCGAGCACGACCUCGUGCGCCCGCAGAAUUUCCGAAAUACUUGAGGAGGAUUCGCCUGGGGAAACGUCCGAAAGGCUCUUCCGGCGGCUAGUGGGGAGUUCCUUGCGUGCGUGCGUGCGUGCGUGCGUGCGCGCGUGAGUCCGCCCGACACGUUGCUCAAUUUCUACUAGCGAUUCCGAUUCUUCCAAGGUAAAAUAUUGCCCGAGCCGAGGAGCAACGGCAGCAACGUGAAGGGAGCGUAUCGCGCUCGCGUCCACAAGAGGAAGUCGGCAUUCAGCCCGAAAGUAUGGACAGCGUCCUCGUUUCGCGAGCACUCAAGCCACCCUGGAGGAGGUAUUAUUAUAAAUAAGACUUCUCUCCGGAGAGGAGACGCAAUAUACCCCUCCGCUCGUUGACUUUCGGGGGGAGGGGGCGCUCGAGAAUACGACUCGGAGUGUGCGGUUGUGAAUCUUCGCGUUUUUUUGCGCAAAUGCGCAACGAGCGAGAUGCAGAGUUGCCUUUCUAUCGAUCUCAUCGAGACGCGAGAGCGACUGAACGAGAGGGUGAGCGGGGAUGCUUUGAGGAAUUAACGCGAAGAAUCGUACGCGAUCAAAGGUUAUGCGUGAUAUUUUGUUCUCUUGUUUUUCUUCUUGUGUUUUUAUUCUUUGAGAAAGUAUGUAUGUGUGUGUAUGAAUGUAUGCAUGUGUGUUCGCCUAAUUGUCGAAUCUUCCAGAAUAACGUUUCUACGCACUCCUUUUUCGGACGAUAAGCUCAAGCGUAAAGUACGAGAGAGGCGAAGACAGCCCUGACAGGCUCAUGUGAGAUCACGCGAUAUCACGAUGAAAUUUACGCGGUGACGAAUGUGUGAUGUUUUGUAAGAAUUUGACGAAAUUGCGUGUAUGGGAGAUCGUGUCAGGAAAUCAUGUGACACUAGCAUCUCGCGGGAAUGAGGUUUGCUUGUGCAGAAAACUUAAUUCUCCGCGCACGUUUAGCGAAGGAGAGAGAAAGAGAGUCACUCCGAGUUUCGUUCGUUUGAUCUGCAAAGGACACGCGAGACGCGAACUUGAGACCAGACUCAAUUUUGCAUUCGUUGCGAAAUGUGCGCCGAGAGUGUGAGUUAAUGUGUGCGCGUCCCAGAGCCCACCGAAUGAUCUUUCAACUGUAGCAUGGACAAUUACUCUAGAGGACCAACUAAGACCAACUAAAAAUUAAUUGUUUAAACAAUCGAGGCGUCGGCACUUGCGCCGAUAUUGCAAUUGACAACGAGUAUCGGUUUCCGGCCGAAAUUCGGGCUUUGUAGAUGAGUAACGAAAUCAAAUUCUUUGCUCGAUUUCAACUCUAUUUUAUCUCGAGAAAUAGAAAUUUGAGUUCAGGUCCAAUUGUUCAAGGUAUGCCCGCAACGAGGAAUUCGGGAGAAACAACGAUUUGUUGGGUGGUUGUUGCUAGAUACUAAUCGACUGCAAACAUCUGUCGCGACAGCUGUGGUUGGAAGAAUAAUCGGUGGAUUUAGGACCGCAAAGAAUUGCGGCUCGAGAGAUGGAGAAAGCAGUGUGGUGAUUACAUUCGAACGCGAACCAUGCAAUAUCGUUGAUCAGCGGCGUUUGAAAAUGUCGAGGAAAUUUGAGCUUCAAUCGGCGGGAGAGAGAAGGAGUGAGACGAGACAGUCGCCGCUUUUCGGUAGCAAUAGCGAGCACAGCAUGAAACCAAGUUUCAUGCGGGUUAUCGUACUGUUCAGUAUUUAAAUAUUAUUGUUCCUUCUUGCGCGUUCUGCGAGAAGAUCUCAUCGUUAGACGUGUAGACGGGGAGAAGCAGCAGAUUCGUGUGCAUUUACGUUGCCUCGCGUGUAGGAAUUCCGGUGAGCUUUACUUUCCCGACAAUAAUCGUGUAUUUUUUUACCAUGUACUCGCGUGUGUUAGGUAUUUGCAAGAUCAACGUGGUGUAUUAUGCGUUCUCCACGCGAAUAUAAAUUUAUUCUCUUUCUCAGCUCAACGCUCAAGGGACGUCGACCGACUCGCAAGAUCUCUCGAAUUAUUUGUGUGUUUAUCGCAAAAAAAGGACAAAAUAAACAAUGAUUUCUUUCGCGCGGGACGAAAUGCAUUUACCGAGCUGCGUGCACUCAAGAAAAUCUUUUGCUAGUCCAGACAGAAUUAUCCAAAUGUUAAAAUUCAUCGCUGUUUUUUGUAUUUGCUAGAAAAUUGUCUGUAGUAUAUAGAAUUUAUACAUUAGCAGCAUUCUCUAGCAAUACUUGCAAGCAAAUUUAGAUGGGCGUGCGAAGAUUACACAUUUGUUUGUCUCUCGUUGCUAAUUUUUUUCAUCUACCAAUUUUCAUAAGAAAUAUAACUGGCUUUGAUCUGGAUAGUCAUAGGGAAACUUUCUUGCUAAAUUUGCAAACAAUUCAUAUAAAAAUUCUAUCUCUAUAUUGAUCUAUAUCUACACUGCAAAUUCGAGUGUGUUAUUCUUAAACGCAUAAACGUAUAAUUGGCUGAAAUUCUCCUCACGCGUCUUCUGCGCAUUUUAAAUUAUGUCAUUCAACACGUUUAUGAUGUAUAAAUUAGAAUUUUAUACGUUUGAGCGUGUUAAAUGAUACAACUUGAGACAGUAAGAAACAUGUAAAAAAAGAUUCAGCUAAUUAUACGUUUUAUUAUGCGUUUAAAAAUAACACACUCGGAUUUGCAGUGUAUAUUCAUCUACAUUUAUCUACAUUGAUAAACAGAAAGCGCAUGCGAUAUCGCAGUGUUCUCUAAUUAUUUAUCCGUCUUAGUUAAUUUCUCAUCUAUGACUGCAAAAGCAUUUUCUUCAGUAUGGCAUUUGCCGACGAACCAGUAACAUUGCUCACGACAAGCUCACGUGAAUUUUUACGAGAAGCGCUUGGGAGAGUCUCUUCCACGCGGGUCGGGGGGUGCGCACGAGUCUUAUUACUUAAAUAAGUGCGCCAUUUCGUCGAGGAUUUUCGAGGUUCGCAGAAUCUAGUCAGAGGCGUAAGCUCAGCGAGGUAUUUUCGAAUAAUUUACGACGGUAGUAUUAUACGCAGCGAGAGUACCUGUUCGAAUAAUUCCUACUGUAUUUCCUUUCGCAAUUGCGAAUCAAUCUUCGGUUAAAUUGACCGCCCGUGCGAGACGCAACGCGUCCCCAAUCGCGCGCGACCGCAAUGAUACGUUCACUCUGUGCGGCUAGUGUCAGAAUUCGAGAACAACGACUGCCGUUGUGUGAACACUAAUCCAGCUCAAACUUAGCUCAAGUUGUUGGACGGAUUUUUGGUCCUAGAAGGAAGAUAGAAACACCGGCGAGCAAAAGCAGAGCGUGAAAAGAAUACAUAUUCGAGAAACGCACGAAAGAGAUGGAGAGAGAGAGAGAGAAAAAGAGAGAGGGGAAAGAUAUACUCACAAACACACACGCAAAAGGAUCACAAUCGAGUCACUUCGAGGCGGGUCACUGCCGGCCCGCCCUCGAACGGUUCCUACAUUAUAAAAUUACUCACAGUGCGCACAAGCUGCAACUAGUUACUUAGAUAAUUAAGUAAUUAAACGAUUUAGCCGGACGAUCAUGCAAAUUAACACCGAGGAGACGCGCAUAUCUUAAGUAUCUCGACGACCGUUUCCUUUCCACUGUGGCGGAGGUGAUAUAUGCUGAUACGUUAAUGUUUCAGAUAGAUAUGUAUGUGUUGCUUUAGCGAUUGUAAUUUAUUUUACACCAAUCGACGCGCUUCAGUGAUUCGUUUGAGUCAAGUUAGGUCAAUUCUUUCAGAUCGAUUUAGUUUUAACAUAAAAAAAAUGUUUAUGUUAAUCCGACACCUACACCGAGAAAAUGAUACUUAAAAAUUUACUCUCGCGGGACAUAUAAAGUUUAUCACUGUGCGAAUAAACUAUAAUAACUUUAUAAUAUAUUUUUAAGUAUCUGUUUUCUCCGUGUAGUUAUCAUUUCGGCGACUCUCACGCUAAGAGAAAAUAUCUCAACACUUAUUUGUGGGAUUUAAGAUUUAUUCACAGAAAUAAACUUUAUUUCGCAGAAAUAAGCUUUAUAUCCCACAAGUAAAUUUUCAGCUAUUUUUCCUCAAUUUCUAUUAGUUACUUCAUGUUACUGCGUGUUAGGUCGUUUUAAUUUAAUUUCCUGGAUAAGUGACAAAAGAUUGAACGUUACCGUUAAGUUAUGCACGUUUAAAGAAUCAAUCAAAGGACAGGACAGAACGACGAAGCCUCGGUGGCGACACGAGCUUCGCCGAGACUCCUGAUCGCAUUUUCGCAUUUAUUAACGAUUGGUGCUGCUUGUAACGAUUGGUGCUGCUUUACGGCGUUAUGCGAACAUAUACGACGAUGACGACGAAAUCUUGAUCCGAGCGGCCAGCCUAGUACCGAAUAAGUACCGAAAUGUAGUAAAUUUAGGUAUUGAAAGGGGCGCGACAGAAUAACGCUCGAUGUCAGAGCACAUCCCCGCGGCGCGAUAUAUGUGAUAUAAUGAAAUGUAUUUGAACGAAUCGUAAAAGGAGGAAGAGAAGAAAAAACAGGAAAACCUGAUGAACCUGAUUGGAGUCCCCUCGAGAUGUGCGUGCGCCUAUUACGUGCGCGCGUUUCCUCGAGCGACCUCGAUCGAUAUUUUUGCCCGCCCUGGAUUCAGUAAUAAAUACAAAAUGUUACUACUUACUACUCUCUCGGUGAUUACCCGUUGUCAAUCUAGAUAGCACGAUGAUUUGUAAAUAGUAGCAUGUACGAAUGUAUCAUGAUAUUAUUGUAUGUAAAAAAGAGGUAAAGCGAAAGAUAACGAAAAGAACGGGGAAAACGACGAGAGAGAAGGGAACACUGUAUGUCAUAUUGUAUGUUAGAGAAGCAGGCCCGUAUUAAUACUUGUCACCUGGAACUUGUUUCAUGUGAGAUACUCAGAUUUUUAUUCAGAGUUAGAUUCAAGUUGAAUUAUAUUACAUAUGCAUAUAUAAAAUAUAUGUUGUAUAAUAUUAUAUUUAUAUUAUUUAUAUAUUAUUUUAUAUCUCAUAUUUUAUUAUUAUAUAUAUAUAUAUAUAUAUAUAUAUAUAUAUAUAUAUAUAUAUAUGUGACACAUCUGUGUGUGUCUGUGAAUAACAGCGAUUCAACUAAAAAAUUCAGAUCUAACUCCGAAUUAAAGUCUAAGUGCCUCACUUGAGACAAGUUUCAAGUAAUAAUUGUUAUUAAUAAUAAUUAUUACUUAAUAGUAGUUACUUGAAGCUUAUCUUAUAUAAAAUACUCGGACCUGGAUUUAAAGUUGAAUCUGAGUUUUCUAAUCGAGUCAUGUGAUAUAUAUAUAGUCGUUACCUGAAUACGACAUACCAUAAUAUGACAUGAUAUCAACAAUUUAUGCAAUUUAUGCAAUUAAAAUAAUUAUUUAUGCAACUAACAAACUCAAGUCUAAUUUUAAAUUCAAAUCAUAGUAUCUUACAUGAAAUCAGUCUCAAAAAUGACUAUUGAUACUGGUCUAAGGCCCAUUAAGAGUUGUUACUUGAAGCUUGUCUCACGCGAGAUACUCAGAUUUUUAUUCAGAAUAAAAUCCAACGGAAAAAUCCACAUUUAAUUUUGGAUUCAAAUUUAAAUAUCUUACUUAGGACGAGUUUCAAAUAAUAAAUAUUAGAGUACGGGUCCCUCUGAGGGUGUCGAUCUUGAUGGCAGAUGAUGUAUUCGACUCGGAUGAUACGGAAAAAUUUAUAGAUAAAGUCGUAUGACGUCAGUCAGUCAGAACGUGGCUCGUUCUAUCUCGCGGAGGCACGCUUAUUAUUUUUGAUCGGACGAAGCCCGCAGUCAGCAAGUCACGAUUCAGUACCAUAAUGUCGCGAGAUCGUGAGAAUUUAAUCAAAAUUCGUGUCAUUGUCUCAACCGUUUACAUUCACGCGCACACCAUCAUCUUCUUCCUCCUGUAGUUGGAACGCGACGGGAACUUCACGCGAUGAAUAUUCCUUUUCUGAUCAUGUCGAGCACGCGCCCGCGCGUGAAAGGUUACGACGCAAUUGACGAAAUUGCGAAUUACAAAUCACGAGUCGUGAAAUUGUCGUUGGGGUUCAGUUGCUUCGUCCAAUUUCGGCGAACGGCGUUUAAAUUGAAGCAAACAUUUGUAUGCGUAUUUCUUUUCUGUGUGUAUGUACAUAGCUCGGCAGCAGAUCGCGACAGCCGAUUCCGUCUUUCGUUUCAUAACGUUAAAUAGUAUUCUUUGACAAUGUUCCAAAAGGCGUCGCAGCUGUUUCCGAGUAUGUUGAAUUCCGCGACGUUCUAUCGAGCGCAGCCACACUGAGUUGUAUGUGUUUGUAUAGUCGUAUCGAUGUUUACGCGCAUUCUUGAUCCAAGGAAUAAAGACGAAUGCUAUUCUUAA